Vollenhovia emeryi is the source of this 5991-nucleotide messenger RNA. It is a transcript of the gene ChAT, whose product is annotated as choline O-acetyltransferase. Gene Ontology annotation, cellular component: neuron projection; cytoplasm. Gene Ontology annotation, molecular function: choline O-acetyltransferase activity. The transcript is spliced from 12 exons. NCBI's taxonomy places the organism in Eukaryota, Metazoa, Arthropoda, Insecta, Hymenoptera, Formicidae. The record is from RefSeq and is a predicted model, not a curated record. Gene Ontology annotation, biological process: acetylcholine biosynthetic process; neuromuscular synaptic transmission. Bases 1271 to 3667 code for a protein of 798 amino acids.
GUUUGUAAAACUGGCCCUAAGGCCUGGUUUUUCCAACGUCGCUUAACUUUAAUCUUAGUUUAACUCAGCCUUUGUCCCUUCCUAACUGUAUUCCCCUUAGCAAGAGACAGAAGGCGAGUUCAACUAAGGUUAAAAUUGAACGACGUUGGCAAACCCGAGUCUUAUGUCCAUUUCUACCGAUGUAGAUUAACUUUAAUCUCGGUUUAAUUUGCUUUUUACAUUUUCCACUGUAUUGUUUCUCUUUUGUACUAAUCGUAAGUCUCUUGUGCUCGGAUGAUUAAGUUUUAUUUUAUUUCAGUUAAGGACUUUUUUUUAUCAUAUCCUGAGUAUUCAAUACACGUAUCUUUUUCACUGACCGAGCAGAAUUAGCAGAACGGUUUAAUUUGCUUUUUACCUUUUCCUAAAUUUCGGAACUAGAAAGGGAUUUUAAUUAUUCAAUUAAACCAAGAUUCAAAUUUUAUCUGCAUUGGUAGAAAUGGACAUUAGCCGAUCGAACUGUAUGCCAGACUCGUUUAAUUAAAAUUUUGUAUUAGCUGGUUCUACACUUCCUACUCCAGUGUUUCUCUCUUGUACUAAUUGUAAGUCUCUUGUGCUCACGGUGAUCAAGUCGAAUUUUAUUUUAUUAAACGACUGUUUCUAUCAUAUCCUGAUUAUUCAAUACACGUAUCUUUUUGACUGACCGAGCAGAAUUAGCAGAAAUAGUCGUGGCUUAUUGUUACUUGUUAAUGACGUCGGGCUUUUUCUCAAAAUGUAGCGACACCUUUACUUUGUUGAAAAUGCCGAUAUGAAAGACAGUUUUUCUGCGUUUAUGUAGUAAUCUAAACUCGAUGGAAUUACAUCGAGUCCGAUCUGGUUUGAAGUUGAUCCGGUUUGAAUUUCGAGUUCGAGCGGGCUGCUAGAUAGACAUUCGACAAUUUUAUCGUUUAAUUCGAUCCCGAGUGACGUUGACUAAAGCGUUUGCGAGCUACUAAAGCGGACACUCGGGACUGCGAACAGAAAACACGGAACCGACUGAUGCGAAAUGAUCGGGGGUUUUUUUUUUUAAUCAGCUGGUAAACGCGUGAGAUCCUGUUCCAUUUUAAUGUUCCUGGAAAAUACCGGGUCUUCUGGACCGAACGAGCGGGCCGAUAAAACGAACGGAAGAAUCCCGGAUUGGUUCCGCGAUCGUAAAAAUUUCUCUCGUUCCAGCGCCGUAAAAAUCCACGCGGUUCCUAACCGCCGCGAUUAAAUCGUCGAAGGAUGCGGUUGAAUUCGAGAAAAGAAAAACGGGAUGGAGAUGCUGGCCGCCUCGUACGAUCUCCAAACGGCGGACACGCGUGCUAUCGCGGCGAAAGACUUUAUCGCGGAGAAGAAAAACCCCACGGACGUGAUCGCGGUGAAUAAAGGGCGUAUGGGACGCCGUUCCCUUCCGUCUUCUUCUUGCCUAAGGCACCCCCUAAGCCUGGGCCACCCCUGCGGGGUAAUAGCGGACCGGCAGGGUGGCCGCAGUAACGACGCGUCGUCAGUUAAUCAAGCCAUUUCGUUCCUGCGGGAUUGGAAUGAGGAUUCGGCCGGAACGGCCAUCGAUUUUCCUUCGGCCGCAGUCGUACAACUUUCCCAACUACCAAGAGAACAAGGAGAAAGUCGGGGAAUCCGCGUCUCUUCGUGCGCUUCGGGACAACUUGCGCCGCUGCCAGAGGGAUGGCGAGACUCGGUGUUGGGGGCCCCGCGUCGUUUAUUGGUGACUCUCGGCAGUCUCUCCAGGGACAGCUCGCCAUGUCCUGCCGCGAAGGAGGAGGCUCUACCGAGUCUUCCGGUUCCGGACCUCGAGACGACCUUGCAGAAAUACUUGGCGCAGGUCGAAACCAUCACGCCGAGCCACCUGGAAAGAACCCGAGGCUUGGUACGAGCCUUCCUCUCGGGUCCUGGACCAAAACUCCAGCAACGUCUCGUAGAACGCAGACAGAAAAUGACCAACUGGGCGACAGAAUGGUGGCUAAAUGACAUGUACAUGUCCGUCCCGCUGGCCCUGCCAAUCAACAGCAACCCCGGCCUGGCCGCGAAACCGAAGAGAUUUGCAAAUCAGCAGGAGGCCGCGGUGUUCCUCGCGCGAUUUCUCACCGAGCUGCUCAAUUAUCAGGAAUUACUAGACAGGUCCGGAUUGGAGGUUGAACGUGUGAAAUCCAAGGACGGCAAGACCAUGCAACCGCUCUGCAUGGCGCAACAUUAUCAGAUGUUUCGGAUCUAUCGGCGGCCCGGUGUAAACAGCGACGAGCAGAUUAUCCUGGACAGAGCGUCCUCCGGCGACCACAUUAUCGUCGCGCACCAUAAUCAGUUUUACAGCGUGCCGGUGAGGGCGUCGGACCGAGGCCGGAUCACGGAGAUCGAACUGGUCCAGCAGCUACUGAGGAUCAUGGAGACCAAAGCAGAUCCCAGAACUCCGCCGGUUGGGAUUCUCACGACCGCGAAGCGACCGGCCUGGGCGAAGGCGCGGGAGGAGCUGAUCAAAAACGAGCGCAAUCGUCACAAUCUGGAGCUGUUGGAGCGCUGUCUCUGCGUCGUUUGCAUCGACGACGACGUGCUGCCGACCACAUUUAACAAUCCCAUGAAGAAGGAGGACCGAUGGAUCGGCGACCGAGAUUACGCGAACGUGCUUCAUCACGCUCUUCACGGCGGAGGAUCCCGGCACUUGGGCGCGAAUCGCUGGUUCGACAAGACUUUCCACGCCAUCCUCGGCAAGGACGGAAUGUGGGGAUUGACUUACGAGCAUUCCGCUGGCGAAGCACCGGCCGUCUUUCUGGCGUUUGAGGAGGUGACGGAGAAGGUGGACGCCAUGUCGCCGCCGGACGAGAAUUUCGUACCCUCGCAUCUGCCGGCGCCCGAAAAGCUGGAGUGGUGCCUCACCGAGCAAAGUCUGAACGAUAUCCGAGAGGCGAUGAUGAACUUCGACGCGCUGGUCGAGGAUCUGGACCUCUGUAUUCUGUGGUUCGAAGAUUACUCGAAGGAGUUUGUGAAGUCCUGCAGAGUCAGCCCGGACGCGUACAUACAAUUAGCUCUCCAGCUUACGUAUUUCAGACUCCACGGGAGAUUAGUGGCCACUUAUGAGAGCGCCGGUAUCCGGAGGUUCGCGUUGGGUCGAGUGGACUGCAUCCGGGCCGCCAGUCCGGAAGCGCUGGCGUGGGCGAAGGCCAUGUGCCAGGGCGAUCCGCACGGGCAGAUAAAUCAGCCGAACAACGCCGUGGACGGGAGCCCCAAAAGAGUUCAGUUCACCAUUUACAGUGCGGAAAGGAUCAAGGAGCUGUUCGACCUGGCGGUGCAGAGGCAGACGAAGGAGAUGAACGACAACAUACACGGCCAGGGCAUCGACAACCACCUGAUGGGGCUGCGUUACGCGGCGAAGGAGGCCGGCGAGCCGAUCCCGGAGAUCUUCACGGACGAGGCUUACGCGAUCGUGAAUCACUUCGCUCUCUCGACGUCACAGGUGACGACCAAGAACGACGUGAUCAUCGGAUACGGGCCGGUGGUGCCGGAUGGCUACGGGUGCGCCUACAACGUGAGGAAGAACGGCUUCAUCUUCUCGGUCUCGGCCUUCCACAGCGACGGCCGGACCAGCGCGAUGCAAUUCGCGCAAACACUGGAGCAGAGCCUGCGGGACAUGGCGGCCAUGAUAAAGAAUUCCAAGAAGUGAUAGACGCGCGCGUGAUAGCUUCGCGAAGCGUCUUCUCAGCGCAGCUUCCGUCGCCGAUCCUGGCGGCGACGUAGGAGGUAAAAUGGAAGAAUGUCGAGCCCCGAACGCAUCGCACGAGGCCCGUGUAAGAUGCGCGCUCGAACGACCCCGAGGUUACUUUCCCUCGUUCACGAGAGGCUCGUCUUUCGAGAAGUUUGCGAGUAGAUGAGAGGCGCUCGUCUGAGAAGCGGCGUUUUUCGUUUCUUCGCGUGUCAUCGUUUCAUUUCUCGCGGUAGUCGACUACUCCGUUCGAACCAAGCACGACUUUCGAAGCACCCUUGCACGGAGUCGUGUAUGAAAGUAUAUGGUAGCUUCAGUCGCGUGGUGACUUAACUAAGGAACGCGUGCGUACACGUAGCGCAGGAGGAGAUUUAUCAGCUCGCUCCCGCACAACUUCUUAGACAUAUCGUUAGUUUGAUACAAUCCCUGUGAAGCAUACAGAAGAGAGAGAGAGAGAGAGAGAAAUUAGCGAAGGGAUGAAGCGGGCGAGCUUAUCGGAAGCUGCCGUGGUUCUUAAGGUGUCCCUGAUGGGUACAUUUUGCUGAAAGUAUGAAAUCGACAUGAAAACGUUACUGAAAAAUUACCUGAAUGGAACGGAAUCACAAUUUUCCUUAUAAGAUUUAAAGUGUGAUUCAAGUAACGUUAAAAAAUACUGUGGAAAAAUAAUUGAUAAAAUAAAAUAUAAAAUCAUAAAAUAUUAGGUAUCAUGAAAUCCACUGAAUUUAACCGAGAACUGUGCUGCUUUUAACGAAAAUCAUUUUUCACUCAAUUUUUAUUAAAGUAUUGAUGGAACGAUAAUGAAACCGAGUCAAUUGGGGGGGAUUUUCAAAUACGUUUCAGCAAAAUUGUAUUUCAUAUUUUCAAUAAAAUAUUUCCACCGGGCUCCUCUCUUCGUUGAAUGGGCUGGCACUAGAAACGUAUCUCUCUCUCGUUGUCUGUUUUCUAAAGGAAUACGUACAAAACGUAUACUCACACACACACACACGCGCACGUAUACUCACACACACAUACACACACGUACACAUAUACGCACGUUUACAUAAUCUUGUUCGCGAAUUAAAAACCCUUCAGCGGUAGUCGUCGUACAGUAGGCGUCGUAUGUUAUAGAUCGAUCGGUCGUUCGGAAACUCUAGUUCGCUCCAGGAGAGAGAGAGAGAGAAGAAUAAAGUUUCUUCGAGCGUUAUGCCCGGGCGCUGGAAAAAUCGCUGAAACGAUAAAACUGAUUCCGUUUCGGUCGAGAAAAAGCCGAAGAGAGAGACAGCACACCGCUGGAUCUUCUUCUCCGAUCGUCCCAUCGAGAAGAGGACGAAGUUCUAAGUGUCUAAAGCUGCUCGACUCGCCGAUCUCUUGCUCCAUUCACCGCUUCUGCGUUUCUCGCAAACAAUCGUACCUCGGUUCUCCUCUCUCCAACUUGAACUUUUUGCCACUCCGUGUCGGUGUUGUUACAGUUUCCAGCGCGCGGGACCUCGUCCACCGCAGAAACACUCUAAAUGUGGCCAAUCGUACGUAUGUUGGCGCCCGCACAGUAAACUCUUGUCCAUUUCUUAGGUAGGUCGACGGAUCGCACCGCUCAUCGAGAGCCGGUCGAUCGUCGGCGGUAUAGCUCUAUCUGUCUAUCGCGCUAUUCUUCUACGCCCUACGAUUUACCAUAGCUGACUAACCCAUACCGUGCCAGAGUUUGCGACCGAUAAGGCUGUAACCGUACGAUUUGGCUCGACAAAGUCGCACGUGUUGUUAAUCGUAAUCGUAAUUACGUGUUAUGGAUAUGUAACAAUAUUUGUGCAGUUUCUCUCGGAGGUCCAUUGAAUGUUCUCUUAUUCGCAAUUUCUCUGGCCGAUUCGGAGGACAAUUUUUCCUUGGCGAAAAUGUUGGUGGAAGUCACCAAUCCCAGCGGAAAUAUUUUGCUGAAAAUAUACCACGAAAUCGAUAAAACGUGAAAUAAAAGUCAUUAAAAAAUUACUGAAUUCGUUUCAAAAUAAACGAUCAUUUUUCUUAGAAAAUUCAAUGUGACAUAAAUGUGAAAUAUAAAGAAAAUUGAAGUAUACCAUUGAAAAGCGGUGAACAAAUUAUAACAUAUUUUUGAAAUAUUAUAAAAUUUACUGAAUUUAAUUAAAUACCGUUGCUCUUUAGUGAAAAUAAUUAUUCAUUUAAUUUUUACUGAAAUAUUGAAGUAACUAUAAUAAAACGGAGUCAAUCGAGAGGGAUUUUCUCAUCCAUUUCAACAAAAUUUCAUUAUACUUUUAGCAAAAUAUUUUCACCAGGAAAGUCUUCUCUCUAAAAGUCAA